AUGAGUACUACUUAUCAUCCACAAACUGACGGACAAAGCGAGCGUACGAUCCAGACUAUCGAAGACAUGUUAAGAUCUUGUGCUUUGGACUUCAAAGGAAAUUGGGACAAGCAUUUGCCAUUGGUUAAGUUUUUGUAUAACAACAGUUAUCAUGCCAGCAUAGGAAUGCCCCCGUACGAAGCUCUUUGUGGAAGGAAGCGUAGAUCCCCGAUACAUUGGGAUGAAGUUGGAGAAAAGAAAGUGAUUGCUCAAGACAAGAAACGAAAGUAUGCUGACCCGCACAGAAAGGAUGUUGAGUACGAAAUUGGAGAAGCUGUUCUGUUAAAAGUAUCACCUUGGAAAGGAAUAGCAAGAUUCAGAAAGAAAGCAAUUCAUAAUGUUUUCCACGUCUCAUUGCUUAAGAAGUUCAACCCCGACACCAAGUGCAUCAUAGAGUAUGAACUAGUUGAGAUAGAGCCUAAUUUGUCUUAUGUCGAGCAACCGGUUAGCAUUCUAUAUAGGAAGGACAAAGUGUUAUGGAAUAAGAUAGUUCCUUUAGUUAAGGUUUUGUGGAGAAAUCCCAAGGUUGAAGAAUCAAUGUAG
Daucus carota subsp. sativus is the source of this 582-nucleotide messenger RNA. RefSeq lists its product as uncharacterized. The record is from RefSeq and is a predicted model, not a curated record. Bases 1 to 582 code for a protein of 193 amino acids. Lineage: Eukaryota; Viridiplantae; Streptophyta; Magnoliopsida; Apiales; Apiaceae. Gene Ontology annotation, molecular function: nucleic acid binding. Gene Ontology annotation, biological process: DNA integration. The transcript is spliced from 3 exons.